AUGUACAGAUCAGAGCCAUUUCUGAAAAUGUCGCUGCUGAUUCUGCUUUUCCUGGGAUUGGCAGAAGCCUGUAUUCCUCGUGAAGGCUUGCUGAGCCUCCAAGUACUGCAUGAAGAAACAAGUGACUGCAAGGAUGAAGUUAAACCCUUCUCAGGCACCACCCCAUCCAGGAAACCACUGCCCAAGCGGAAAAACACGUGGAACUUCCUGAAAUGCGCCUACAUGGUGAUAACCUACCUCUUCGUAUCCUACAACAAAGGGGACUGGUGUUACUGCCACUACUGUAACUCGGAACUGGACAUCAGGUAG
Molecule: messenger RNA, 309 nt
Organism: Piliocolobus tephrosceles (Ugandan red Colobus)
Lineage: Eukaryota; Metazoa; Chordata; Mammalia; Primates; Cercopithecidae
Gene: EDDM13
Product: epididymal protein 13
Exons: 5
Coding region: 1-309 (102 amino acids)
Source: RefSeq, a predicted model, not a curated record